Microdochium trichocladiopsis is the source of this 904-nucleotide messenger RNA. RefSeq lists its product as uncharacterized. The record is from RefSeq and is a predicted model, not a curated record. The transcript has a single exon. NCBI's taxonomy places the organism in Eukaryota, Fungi, Ascomycota, Sordariomycetes, Xylariales, Microdochiaceae. The coding region runs from base 321 to 788 and encodes 155 amino acids.
CAAGGUGAUGGGUGAGAAUGAUGUUUAAAUCGAUCCCUUGGGUACAAAAGUAAUGACUGCUUGGCCAAGGGAAUUCUCCGAGCUAUGAGUAGUCUUUUGUCUUGAACCGCAAGCUCAGUCUCGAGGAGUUCCCUGCGGCUUAAAACUUCCGUACACUAUGAUUAAAUCUUGCAUGUUUCUCGUGAUUGUAUUCUAAAUUUGACCCCGCAGAAGAUGAGUUAGUGGUGCUCUUUUGUACUUAUUGAUUUAUUCUCAUUCACCCGAUAAUACGAAUACAAACAUAUGGAAAUUUCAGAUCGUGAUGCCGACUAAUGUAAAGAAUGUGUCUUACAUACACUGACGAGCUCUACUAUUUGCAGAAUCGCAAACACGUCAUGGGGAACCUUCAUCAUCGCGUUGUGCUUCUCGACACGCCUCUGUACGUGCAACUAUAUCGCGACCUCCUGCCGCCCUCCUCCUCGCGCAGACAUGGUCCUCUGCGCCCGCAGGUCCUCCUGGUCCUCCACGUCCUCCAUAUCAUCGCUCGGCAGCUGCACCGCGCGGUCCAGCGCGACGGGCAGCCCGCGGUGCCUGCCUCGCAGCACCACGAGCACGAGCACGAGCUUCGACCCCGGGUACAGCCCGCCCGCGAAGCUGAAGUUGUUCCACGGCACGCCGAGGCUAAUGCCGACGCAGCCGUACGCGGAGACGACCUCGAGCCUUUCAACGAUGGCCCAGGAAUCACGAAAAGCGGUUUUCUCGGGAUGAUCCAAAAUUCGCCGCUCUCGAAGCCGCGGGGAAUGCGCUAAUGGUGGGCACCUGGGACCGCUGUAAGAAUCAGAUGUUGAAAUGCCAUGCCUUGUGGCGAGCGAAUGUGGGAUCGAGAUCUCAGGGAUGACUGGGCCCGGCCUUGAGCCCACACAAU